Molecule: messenger RNA, 1429 nt
Organism: Colossoma macropomum (tambaqui)
Lineage: Eukaryota; Metazoa; Chordata; Actinopteri; Characiformes; Serrasalmidae
Gene: cldni
Product: claudin i
Exons: 3
Coding region: 223-858 (211 amino acids)
Biological process (GO): bicellular tight junction assembly; cell adhesion
Cellular component (GO): bicellular tight junction; plasma membrane
Molecular function (GO): structural molecule activity
Source: RefSeq, a predicted model, not a curated record
CUGGGAGAGAGAGAGAGAGAUAGAGAGAGAGAAGACAAGUCCAGUCUCGCCUCUUUCGCCCGCCCUACUCCCCCCAACAUUCCUCUAAAAAGAUUUCUCCAUCACAGUCACUCCACCUGCACACAUCCAUCCCCAUCACCCAGCGCCAAGACUCCAGACCGAGCGUCCAGACCAGCAGAACAUCUCCAGAACAUCUCUCCAGCUCCUCAGAGAACAUCCAGGAUGGGUUCCUCAGGAAUUCAGAUCGUAUGUGUUGGGCUGGGCAUUUUAGGCCUCAUCGCCGGCAUCGUGACCUGCGUCAUGCCCCAGUGGAAGGUGUCGUCCUUCACCGGGCAGAACAUCAUCACUGCACAGACUCAGCAGGAGGGUCUGUGGAUGGAGUGUGUGGUGCAGAGCACAGGUCAGCAGCAGUGUAAGGCCUACGAGUCUCUGCUGAUCCUGGGCUCUGACCUCCAGGCCGCCCGUGCCAUGACUAUCAUCUGCUGCAUGCUGACCGCGAUAGGCUUGCUGGCACUGUUCGCUGGUGCCGACUUCACCACCUGCAUCGAGAGCGAAGACGCCAAGCCCAAAAUUUGCCUGGUGGCCGGCGUGGCCCUGCUCCUCUCCGGCCUGCUCCUCAUCAUCCCCGUCAGCUGGUCCGCCAACAACACAGUCAGCAACUUCAACAACCCGCUUACCCCUAGCUCCAACCGCAGGGAGCUGGGGUCCUGCAUCUUCAUCGGCUGGGCCGGUGGAGUGCUGCUCCUGCUGGCCGGAGGCCUGCUCUGCUGUUUCAGCCGGCCAUGCUCCGGAAGCUCCGGAGGCACCGCCAAAUAUUACAGCAACAGCGCCUCUGCCCCAAGCAAAAACUACGUCUAGAGGGGCAAAUUUAGGGUCUAAAGGUGGUGAUUCAACUGCAUUGUUUAUAAUAAUAUUCGAUAUAGCAUCCAUUCAUUUUUUAGCUAGGACAGAAUUCUUAGGCUAUUUUCAAAUAUAAAGAUCCAAAAAUGUGUUUUUAUCAGUGUUUCUUCUUUUAAAAGCAAUUCCGAAUCAAAUCAAAAGAAUCAAAUCAAAUGCAUUGAAUCGUUACCUAAAAUCCUGAGGUCAGACAUUUACACCCCCAAUGUACAUGUGCUUUGGAGGGAAAUUGGAUAAGAGUAGUGCUGGUUCUUGAUUCCCCCUGCCCUGUAUAUUGUAAUGUUUUCCUGCUCUAAAGCUACGUUCACAUUACAAGCUGAUUCUGAUUUUUUUUGCUCAAAUCCAAACUUAUAGUUCACAUUUGUGCGAAUAAGCAAUACAUAUUUCUAUCCACAAUUUCAUUACUGGAUUUACCAGUCCACUUGGCCUCUCCAUUUCCCUUCAGGCCAUUUUAAAGGCCACCCAUUACCGUAUUAGCUCAACAGACGUUUAGAUGAGGCCUUAGAGGGGCGAGGGAUUGAGUGGACACAAG